Molecule: messenger RNA, 1440 nt
Organism: Cooperia oncophora
Lineage: Eukaryota; Metazoa; Nematoda; Chromadorea; Rhabditida; Trichostrongylidae
Source: the annotation of a GenBank genome assembly
AUGUCAUUCUGCCGUGGUGUCAACACUCUCAAAGUGUCAGCGAAGUUAUUUGCCGAAAAUCGAGCUCGUCUUGUUGCAGCACUCAAGCGCGUAGCUCCGAGAAGUGUUGUGCUGCUACAGGGAGGAACCGAAAAGACUCGCUACAAUACUGACGCAGAAGAUUUACCAUUUAGACAGGAAUCCUACUUCUUCUGGACUUUUGGUGUCCACGAAAGCGGUUUCUUUGGAACGGUCGACGUUGAAUCAGGGAAAUCCUGUCUUUUUCCUCCAACUCUCGAUCCCAGCUAUGCUAUAUGGGAUGGAAAGAUCAACGAUGAAUCCUACUUCAAGGACAAGUACGAAGUCGACGAAGUUCAUUUCCAGAGUAAGAAUGUUAUAAGUGACUACAUCAGAGGACUAGGAGCAAAAAAAGUUCUGCUUUUGAGAGCGGAAAACAGCGACAGCGGUAAUGUUCUUGAGCCGCCAACAUUCGAUGGCAAAGAGUCGUUUGACGUUGAUGUUAAGAAGCUGUACCCAAUCAUGGCCGAAUUACGCGUCUACAAAACGGAUUCGGAGUUGGAGGUAAUGAGAUACGCAAGCAAAAUCGCAUCAGAAGCUCAUCGUUCGGUCAUGAAGGCGGUACGUCCCGUGUAUGAGUCCAAUUGGAAAGUGUUUUUCGCCACACCUGCUACUAUCAUGGUGGAUGUCGUCAUCUCGCUUAUACAUGUAUUGCAGCAUCGAUGCAAUGGCUCAGUUCUCCACUAUGGGCAUGCCAAUGCUCCCAAUGAGAAGGAGAUAUACGAUGGAGAUAUGUGUGUGAUAGAUAUGGGACCGGAGUAUAAUUGUUACGCAUCUGAUAUCACGACAUCAUUCCCUGCAAAUGGGAAGUUCACUGACCAACAGAAAAUUGUAUACAAUGCCGUGCUCGACGCGAAUCGAACUGUCUUCGAGGCAGCUAAGCCAGGUGUUCGAUAUACUGACAUGCAUAUUCUAGCCGAAAAAAUAAACUCACACAUCUCGAGGGCAGGACUUUUAACAGCGCCAGACUCGGAGCCGUAUUCAUGCCCCAUGGCCUUGGUCAUUUCAUUGGUCUUGAUGUACAUGACUGAUGCGCUGCCGCGCUCGAAGCUUCCUGGUCUAAAGUCCCUGCGUACAACAAGGAAACUCAAAGAAAGAAUGGUUAUUACGGUCGAACCAGGUUGUUAUUUUAUUGACACUUUGUUGGAUGCCGCUUUGGAAGACCCAAAACUGUCGAGGUUCCUAGUGAAAGAGGAAAUUGACAAAUAUCGCGGACUGGGAGGGGUACGUAUUGAAGACGACGUUGUCAUCUGGGCGGAUGGUAACGAAAAUAUGAGCGAUCUUCCAAGAACAAUCGAGGAAAUCGAGGAGUUUAUGUCAUCUGGAGAGCAUGACGAUUCUACAAUUAAGCAGCAUAUCUGCGAUCACCUCAACAGGCACUAA